Messenger RNA from Oncorhynchus kisutch (coho salmon), 3716 nucleotides. It is a transcript of the gene plpp3, whose product is annotated as phospholipid phosphatase 3. Gene Ontology annotation, molecular function: phosphatidate phosphatase activity. NCBI's taxonomy places the organism in Eukaryota, Metazoa, Chordata, Actinopteri, Salmoniformes, Salmonidae. The coding region runs from base 452 to 1360 and encodes 302 amino acids. The record is from RefSeq and is a predicted model, not a curated record. Gene Ontology annotation, cellular component: plasma membrane. Gene Ontology annotation, biological process: phospholipid dephosphorylation; cell-cell adhesion; phospholipid metabolic process. The transcript has 7 exons.
GGGGGGGUUGAUAAAACUACGGUCUCUCUCCCAGCGCUCAGAGCGCUAUUUUCUGCCAGGCUUUGAAGCGGACUGAGAGAGAGGAGAGGGAGAAGCAGGCUUCAUUCAUUAUAGCGCCGUUACACACGUUUACCAUCCCUAAAGCGUGGACCGGACAGACGUAAAGUUUUUUUUAUCCGGGAUCUGAAGAGGCGACUUCAGUGGAAAAGUUAAACGUCUCUAAUAGUAGGCUAAAAUACAUGUUGUAUUUGUUUAAGACGAGGCAUCGCAUCGUUGCAGCACUGAUACUGAAGUUAGUUUCACAUAGUUGGCUACUCAGUGACAUUCGCAUCUUUUCGGCUGGAAACCUUGACGGACUAAAUAACGUGAUUUAGUUUGUGUUUAGCACGCUUGUGGGAUUUUAACUGGAGACGGAAUUCUUACAUGCAACAGUAUUUUGUAUGAGAAAGCCAUGGCACAACAGAACAGAAACGGAGGGACUUCAUUAAACAACAACGGCAUCGAUAACACCAAGAGGAAACUGUUGAUAGGACUGGACCUCUUCUGCCUGCUACUAGCUGGCCUGCCCUUCCUGAUAAUAGAGUCUAGCACCAUACGGCCGUACCAGAGAGGUUUUUACUGUUCUGACGAGUCCAUCCGGUACCCAUAUAAAAAUGGAGACACUAUCAGCGAUGCUGUGCUCUGUGCUGCUGGCAUUCUUAUUGCCAUCCUCUCUAUUGUUAUAGGAGAGUGUUACAGGAUUCACUAUCGCAGAGAGGGAUCGAAGUUGUUCAUUGGGAACCCUUAUGUCUCAUCUCUCUACAAACAGGUUGGAGUGUUUAUAUUUGGAUGUGCCAUCAGCCAGUCGUUCACAGACAUUGCCAAGGUGUCAGUGGGCAGAAUGAGACCUCAUUUCCUGGAUGUGUGUAAUCCUGACUGGUCAGCCAUCAACUGUUCCCUUGGAUACAUCACCUCCUACACCUGUAAUGGCCCUGAGAGCAAAGUACAGGAGGCCAGGAAAUCCUUCUUCUCAGGACAUGCCUCCUUCUCUAUGUUUACUAUGCUCUACCUGACUUUCUAUCUCCAGUCCAGGUUCACGUGGAGAGGUGCCCGGUUGCUCCGCCCCCUCGUCCAGUUCACGCUGCUGAUGAUGGCAUUCUACACCGGCCUAUCACGUGUCUCCGACCACAAGCACCACCCCACAGAUGUACUGGCCGGCUUUGUACAGGGCGCCCUGGUGGCCUACUGCAUAGUGUUCUAUGUAUCUGACCUGUUCAAGCCGAGGGUGAAGCCUGCCUCACCCCCUCCCUCCCCCAUCAAGAAGGAGCUCCUCCCCCCUGCUGACAUCAUCGAGCGGAACAACCACCACAACAUGGUGUGAGACAGGCCCCGCCCCUUCCCAUGACCGAGGAGCCUAUCACAGCACUGUUUGCCUCCCAUUGGACAGUAGAAUGUAGCGACCAGAGAGACUGUCGCCGUGUCUCAUAUCACACUCUGUUCCUUAUGUAGUGCACUACUUAUCACGCGCUGUGGUCCAAUGUAGUGCACUACUUAUCACGCCCUGUGGUCCAAAGUGGUGCACUACUUAUCACGCGUUGUGGUCCAAAGUAGUGCACUACUUAGGAAAUAGCCUGAUAUUUGAGACCUGCCCUGCAGAGACCACUCUCACUAUCCAGAUUCUUUAACUACUAUUGUUAUUACUACUAUUCUGAUUUGAGCCCAAGUUAGAGCAAAAAGAAGACUCAAAAGCUAAAAGACAAGAAGUUACAGACAGCAGUGCAGAGCCACUGAAACAGAACACUUUGUAACUACACAAAGGGAAAAAAGUGUAAAAAUAAAUGAAUGAGUGAAUGAAUGAAGCAAGGAAAGAAAGACAGUCUCUGUCUGAGGCCUUGACAUAGGAUAACAACUUCCUUAGUGAUAGGAACGAUAUUACUGCAAAAUUACUAGCAAACGACACAUACAGUAUAUGAGUAACAAUAUAGAGCAGAAUAACUUACAGCACUAUAAUCCAGUUGACUGUCAAUUAUCACUACUCGCCACCAGAUGGAGCAGCUAUUAGAACACUUGUUGAUGAUCACGUAGAGCAGGGUGUCAAACUCUUUCCAUGGAGGGCCUAGUGUCUGCUGGUUUUUGGGCUUUCUUUUCGAUUAAGACCUAGACAACCAGGUGAGCAGAGUUUCUUAUUAAUUAGUGACUUAUUAAUUAAUUCAUCAAUCAAGUACAAGGGAGGAGCGGAAACCCGCAGGCACUCUGCCCUCCGUUGAAUGAGUGUGACACGUGACGUAGACGGAUAAAGUAAACCUGUAAAUAGUUAACUUGUCCACCAGCUACUGACUACUACUAGAGAAGGAAGAGACCUGGAGAGGAACCAGACCCAUACUACUCUAGCUCCUACCACCAAGUAGAAGUUUGGACUAGUCUAGUUCUCAGUUCGACAAGGCUCUUCUAGCUGCCCCUCUGGGUAACUUAACCUGGGAUGAUGCUUUCUGAAAGAGGGGGGUGGAUGAAGCAGGGGUUCUUGAAAGAGAGAUGUUAAAAGAGUAGGGAUAUUGAUUGGUAUUAGUUUGGGGGAUUCGGGGGAGGAAGAGGGGGAGGUAAAUAUCUCUCAGCCACCUGUCACCCUGUCUGGGGGCGUGGCUGUGCCAUGCUGCCGCUUGAUUGGCUGCGUAUGUGGGGGUGUGGUCUGUCACCAUGGACAGAGGGUUGAUUGACAGCUAAACUGGGACAUUAUGGGAUAGGGGCUCUUUCCGCUGGCAGGGAGGGGCUCUGGCCCAUCCAAUCACUCGUUAGCGGUAUGUAUGUAUGUGUCCUGUGUGUCACUGUGUUGGUGCCUGCCAGUGUGUCUGCUUUUGUGUAUGUGUGAUGUGUAUAGGUUUGUGUGUCCUGUGUAUUUGUUUGUGUGUGUGUGUGUGUGUGUCUUUGAUGAACCCUCCGGGUAGUGUGUGUGUAGAAUGAACCCUCCUCACACACACCAUUGUCUGUGCCAAGAAUGUGUGCCACUAUAUGUGUGUGUGUGUCAGAGAGGGCCAGAGGUGGAGGACUGAGACCCUGUCCAGAGAACGUUAGAAAACUGUGGAUUUAAUAUUUGUAUUUUCUGCUACGAUGCAUCUUUAACAUGUUCAGUGCUAGUCCAGUCAUGUCAUUAACUAACUGCUCCCCAUCAGUCAUUUUAUUUUACACUUCAGCUUACUCAGGGCAAAUCUCAAAUGGCAUGCUAUUCCCUAUAGGAUGGACUUCUGGCUAAAAUAAGUGCACUAGAUAGGGAAUAGGGUGCCAUUUUGGAUGGAGCCUAAGACAUCUUCUCACCAUCACCACUUCAAAACGUUGCACAUAUUUCUAAUCACGUUUAGUCCGUCCUAUCUUUUUGGCAAACCCUUUCCUUUUCAUUUUAUAAAUAUAUAAAUAAUGUAUAGUUCACAAAAUUAACUAUGUAAGAUAUUAUUUCUUAUGUUUAACUAUUGUCCACUAUGAAACGACAACCUCUGUUCUCUACCAAGUGCUGCUUAAAAAGCAUUGAUUUACAGAUUUUUUUAUUUAGUUAAUAUUGUAGAUUUGUGGUAGUAAGUUUUUAAUCUGCAUUGAAAACAAACCUACAAUUGUAUUAAAAUUCACUAUUAGUAUUUUUGUAUUGUCUCAUUUUGUACAAAAUAAAUAUUAGCAAAAUUUUUGUUUCUGCUUAAUGUACUUAGCUCUACUACAUGUGGUUUUAAAUAAAAAUCCCGUUAUAAACACGA